UCGCUCAUUGGCUGCACGCUGCUGUCCGCUGACGGCUGUGUGUCUGUUUUCCUGUCAAAGUCACAACAGUCCCGUUUAUUAUGGCGUCUUCUAUGAAAUGGAAAUAGUGUUCAGUCUUGUGUCGUUAAUCGCUACUAAGGUUUUACAGUUUUCUGGACUUGUGGACAGGAAUGCACUGAAGACUCAGAGGAUGGAGGAGAAAGCGUUAGAAGUCUACGAUGUGAUUCGAUCGAUCCGGGACCCGGAGAAGCCCAACACCCUGGAGGAGCUCGACGUGGUGACGGAGAAAUGUGUGGAGGUCCAGGAGCUCGGAGAGGACGAGUACCUCAUCAUUAUCAAGUUCUCUCCAACCGUCCCUCACUGCUCUCUGGCUACUCUGAUCGGUCUGUGCUUACAAGUGAAGCUGCAGCGAUGUUUGCCAUUUAAACAUAAGCUGGAGAUUUACAUUGCAGAAGGAACCCAUUCCACUGAAGAAGAUAUUAACAAGCAGAUCAACGAUAAGGAGCGAGUGGCGGCCGCCAUGGAAAACCCCAACCUGAGGGAGAUGGUGGAGCAGUGUGUCACCGAACCGGACGACUGACUGACUGACGGAGGGAGGGAGGGAGCGCCACCUCCCUGAAGGAAACACCUCGGAGCCGCAGUGUGUGUGUGUGUGUGUUGUAUGUGUGUGUUCCCACAGUGCCUGUAGAUAUUAUUCAGAGGAGUCCUGAGCGUCUGUCUGAUGGCAGAGGCUUGUGGCGGCUCUGGGGAGUCAGCUGGUGUUUGGAGGAUUUUCUCCAGUGAGUAGCUUGAAUACUGAGCGGUGAAUAAAAGCCCCGACGGAAGCUGGAAUAAAGCCACAGAUGUGUGUGUGUGUGUGUGAGUGUGUGUUGACACUCCGAUCAUUCCCUGCUGGACGGCGUCGCGGUGAACAGCAGCAGGUCUUUGUUGUCGUCUGGAUCGGACGCUGCAGAGGAAAUGGGCCAGAGAUUUUAGAAGUCUGUCCUUUUGUUAAUCACUCAGAUUCAAGUCUGAGUAGAAAGUGUGAAUCUUUUAGAGGUGAUUAUUUUCAAUAAAAAAAAAGAUGUGAUGUACAAAAGAAUCCGUUAUUAAAAGCUACGUCAACGAGAA
Messenger RNA from Sebastes umbrosus (honeycomb rockfish), 1110 nucleotides. RefSeq names its product cytosolic iron-sulfur assembly component 2A (gene ciao2a). The coding region runs from base 98 to 580 and encodes 160 amino acids. The record is from RefSeq and is a predicted model, not a curated record. The transcript is spliced from 5 exons. NCBI's taxonomy places the organism in Eukaryota, Metazoa, Chordata, Actinopteri, Perciformes, Sebastidae.